UUUACGCGUAUGACCCUAACACGAAUUGGGACGGCCGACGUGCACAAUAUCACCUCAGGACAGGUGAUUAUUGAUCUUUCUACGGCAUCGAAGGAACUGUUGGAAAACUCAUUGGACGCUGGGGCGACCCAGGUCACCAUCACAUUUAAAAAUCACGGGAUUGACUCUAUAGAGGUGAGCGACAAUGGUACAGGAAUCGACGAAGAGGAUUUCGACGGUAUUUGUAUGAAACACUACACUUCCAAGUUGCGGACAUUUGAGGACGUUGCGAAUGUGAGGACUUUGGGGUUUCGUGGAGAAGCUCUGAGCUCGCUGUGCGCGGUAGCAAGAGUGGACAUAACAACGUCAACUAAGAGCAUCCAGCCCAGGGCAUACAAACUGGAAUACGAUAAUCAUGGUAGGCUCAAACUCAAGCAGCCAGCGAGUCGAAACUGCGGCACAACUGUGCUAAUCAGUGAUAUAUUUAGAAACCUGCCUGUGCGAAAAACGGACUUGGUCAAGAAUGGAAAACGAGAGUUUCAAAAGGCUGUGACUCUGCUGCAAUCUUAUGCACUUAUUAAAGUCGGGCUCCGUCUUGUUGUUCAGCACGUUGAUUCGCGUGGCAGGAAAGGUAUUAUGCUGGCGACAAGCGGUUCCAAGCAACUGCGCAGCAACGUGCUGAGUGUUUUCGGAGCCAACGGUAUGGCGGGGCUAGAGCCAGUGGAUUUCCAAUUGAAUAUUUCAGCACGGUUUAAAUUGAAGGCUUGUGACAUGUUAUUGAGCGUCCAUGGCUAUUUAUCCAACUGUUCGUUUGGAAAGGGACGCUCAGCUACCGACAGGCAAUUUUGGUUUGUGAACGGCAGGCCUGUAAAACUGCAGCAAUUUUCUAAAGCUAUCACCGAUGUCUACAAGACUUUCAACCAUCUUCAGUGUCCAGUAAUUUUGUUGGACCUUGAGCUGGACCCGCAGUUUAUCGAUGUGAACGUCACUCCAGACAAAAGAACGAUAUUUUUGCACAACGAGCCCGCCAUCAUUGAAGCUCUCAAGGAACGUAUUACUGAGAUAUUCUCUAGCCAGAAUAUCAGUAUUCCGAAAAGCCAAUUGACAAUGGAGAGGAGCAGGGACAACUUGCUGGUGAAGGACGUGGUUGCGGAGGUGAACCAGCGUGGACCGGGCGGCGAUCUCGACGCGAAGCAGGAAGAUUGGGAAGAAGAAGAGCGUGCCAAGGACGUGCGUGAUGAAGGUCGUGCAGAUGUUUCUGACAUAAAUGAGAGCCGAGCACAAAGAUUAACGGAGGCCCAGUCCACUGACACUGUGACGAUGCAUGAGUCUGAAAGCGAAAGUGAGGCUGGACCUGCUGGUAUCGAUGAGACACCCGAGCCUAUCACAAAAUCCCCGGUUAGCAUUCAAGAGCAGAGCAUGCUCAUAACGCAAUUUGAUAAGAAUGCAGAGGCCAACACGUCAGCUCCUGAAUCAGAGCCUGAUACUACGGAAUUCUCCAAGGUUGACGACGAGAUAUUAUCCUCCGACACCAGUGACUCAAAUGAAGUGAGCUUUGAUAGACGCGUUCGUAUCGGAAGAGAAGCUAGCUCGCCCUUGCGGAUGACAGUGCGUGACAAAUACAUUGAGACACAUCCCACAGCACAGCGAAAACUGAGUUUUGAGCCCAAAUCGGAAAAGAGGACAGCCUCUGCCACGCUGACCCGAACACAUAGCUCGUUGCAUGACAUUGAAUUGCCAAUUAAGGCAAGUCCUGGUAGUUUUAAAAAGCAGAAGCCCAAUAUUGAAAAAUGUGCAGGCACCCGUGCUGCCAUCGAUGAUAUCACUGAUGAGUCUGACGCAGAACGCAAGCUCACGCUUUCUGUUUCCAAAAAGGAUUUUCUGGAAAUGCAGGUGAUUGGCCAGUUCAAUCUGGGCUUUAUCUUAGUUACCAAACAGGAUAGUUCAGGAACACAUCUGUUCAUCAUCGAUCAGCAUGCGUCUGACGAAAAAUAUAACUUUGAGCGUUACCAGACGGAAACCGUGUUUAACAACCAGCCGCUUGUUAUUCCACAACAACUACGUCUCAACAUUAUUGACGAGCUCGCCAUCAUGAACAACCUGGAAAUUUUCGAGAAGAACGGGUUUGGGCUCCGUGUGGACGAAGAUGCCCAGCCUGGCGAACGUCUCAGCCUCACUUCACUGCCGUAUUCAAAAGACACCACAUUUGAUCUGUCCGAUUUGGACGAGCUUGUACAUCUCGUCAAGGAACACCACGGUAGGGGGGUAUUACGUCCUUCUAAAGUCCGUGCUAUGCUUGCUAUGCGAGCCUGUAGAACCAGCAUAAUGAUCGGCAAACCACUGAGCCAUAAAACAAUGACCAGCGUCGUGAGAAAUCUGGCAACACUCGACAAGCCUUGGAACUGUCCACACGGCAGGCCAACAAUGCGUCAUCUCAUUGAGCUAAAGAAUUGGGCUACUUUCAGCAAAGAUUAUGAAACAUGAGGCUGUGCAAA
This is a messenger RNA of Ogataea polymorpha, 2474 nucleotides long. RefSeq lists its product as uncharacterized. Lineage: Eukaryota; Fungi; Ascomycota; Pichiomycetes; Pichiales; Pichiaceae. Gene Ontology annotation, molecular function: mismatched DNA binding; ATP-dependent DNA damage sensor activity; ATP binding. Gene Ontology annotation, cellular component: MutLalpha complex. The record is from RefSeq and is a predicted model, not a curated record. Gene Ontology annotation, biological process: mismatch repair. The coding region runs from base 10 to 2463 and encodes 817 amino acids. The transcript has a single exon.